Orbilia oligospora ATCC 24927 is the source of this 261-nucleotide messenger RNA. RefSeq lists its product as uncharacterized. NCBI's taxonomy places the organism in Eukaryota, Fungi, Ascomycota, Orbiliomycetes, Orbiliales, Orbiliaceae. The transcript has 2 exons. Bases 1 to 261 code for a protein of 86 amino acids. Gene Ontology annotation, molecular function: glutathione disulfide oxidoreductase activity. Gene Ontology annotation, biological process: cellular response to oxidative stress. Gene Ontology annotation, cellular component: nucleus; cytoplasm. The record is from RefSeq and is a predicted model, not a curated record.
AUGGUAUUUUCCAAAUCCUACUGUCCUUACUGCAAGGCCACCAAGACCUUGCUUAGGGAUAUGAAUGCUACAUUCGAAGUUUACGAACUGGACAAAGAAUCCGACGGCUCUGCCAUCCAGGAUGCUCUUGAGGAGAUCUCCAAUCAGCGAACGGUGCCUAAUGUCUUCAUCGGCCAGAAGCACAUCGGUGGAAACAGCGACCUACAAGCUCUAAAGAAGACUGCUCUUCCGGGAAUGCUUCAGAAGGCCAAUGCUUUGUAA